AUGUUGAAAUCAGACUCCACACUUCAAGACAUAGAUUUCAAGUUCCCAUUGCAACACAGUGCAGGGUCCCUCGCAAUUCUUCUCCUAACUCCUGCAUCCCUUGACCCGUGCAAUCGGCAGGACACCCUAUAUCGCUUGAAACGCCUCGCACAGCACAGCGAUGGUGGCUCUCGAAGAAUCGCCGUAGCCUAUCUGCUGUCAGAUGCACCGUUCGCUAGCGCAAGCGGCAAAUCCAGUCUCAAUGGAUUGGUAGUACUGGAAAUAAUAAUGCUCGAAUCCCUCCCCGCUAUAAUGCCUACUAUCCCGAUUGCAGACGCUUCAUGCCUCCUGUCCUCGAUCCAGGACUACAUCAGCAAUCUCCAAGAUAUGCCUGAUCCACGUGCGAGCCCUGCACCGUUGCAUGGUAUAUGA
Molecule: messenger RNA, 411 nt
Organism: Aspergillus fijiensis CBS 313.89
Lineage: Eukaryota; Fungi; Ascomycota; Eurotiomycetes; Eurotiales; Aspergillaceae
Exons: 2
Coding region: 1-411 (136 amino acids)
Source: RefSeq, a predicted model, not a curated record